Molecule: messenger RNA, 7712 nt
Organism: Monodelphis domestica (gray short-tailed opossum)
Lineage: Eukaryota; Metazoa; Chordata; Mammalia; Didelphimorphia; Didelphidae
Product: endogenous retrovirus group K member 10 Gag polyprotein-like
Biological process (GO): viral process
Molecular function (GO): nucleic acid binding; structural molecule activity; zinc ion binding
Source: RefSeq, a predicted model, not a curated record
CUCUUCACCCCUUUCCCUGGAGAGGCAACUCUGGCUGGCAGUGUGCUAGGUGUUCCUACAUCUUGUAGUGGUGGCUGUUAUUUGUCUGGGUUUGGUGGUGAGUUUGCCCUUGAGCUAAUUCAGGUUUGGGCAUCUUGGCUGAGCCCUUUUGGAGUUCAGGCUGAUUUCUUCCUCCUUCACACUCUAAAACCUUACUUUCUAGAUCUCCUAAUCUUCCUGUCCGGUACUAGCCAGGGGGGAGAAAUCCUAUUCCCUUUCCUUCUUCCUUCUUCUUAAUCUCCUUCACUAUAUCAAUUAAAUCACCAUAAAAUUUCCAGCUGACUUGGGUAUUUUAUUAUUUGGGAUUUUCCCUGGUGACCAAUUACUUUUAGAUUUUAAGUCACAACUCUAAAAUAUUCCUUUACAAUGGUCAAUCACUAGUGAAAGCUAUAACAGUGAUCAAUAUCUGGGGACAAGAUACCCUUUUACAUCUUUACAUUUCGUACAGACUCCAGUAGGAUGACCUUAUGCACUGAGGCAAUCCCUGGAAGAGUUUCCACCUAGGAAAGUUUUCUCAAUUAAGAAAAAUAAUCUGCAGGUCUCAAAUGCCCAGAGAGAGGUCUGUAAUUUGGAAAGUUCAGUAUUCUGAAGAAUAAUAGCAAAAUGAACUCCUUUCAAAAUUCAAUAGAUGGAAUUCAAACAGGAAAUGGCAAGUGUUAUAAUGGGGAUUUGGAGAGAGCCCACCUUUGUUUUUACAAAUUUUAAAGCAGGAUUUAGCUAAUAUUUUUUUAGGGGAGCUAUUUAAUACAAUUUAUGGAUAAUUUGCUUUUAGCAGCACCAUGUGCCCAUGUGAUUCAGGAAGACAGUAGAAAUUUUCUCUUGGAGUUACACAGGAGAGGCCACAAUGUUUCUAAGGCAGAGGUUUGUGAUGUUUCCUAAAGGCAGAAUAUUUAGGCUGUUUUGACUGCUAGAGCCCAUUCCUUUUCCCCCUAAUGCAUUGAAACUAUUUAGCAACUGGCUAUUCCAUCUAUUAAGAUAAGCAGCUGAGAGCACUCCUAGGGGCAACAGAGUUCUAGUCAAUGUAUUCCUCAUUAUGGGGAAAUUAUUAAACCCCUUGUACCUCUGACAAAAGACUCAGUCCCUGAACCACUCCAGUUAGAUUCAGUACAUCUGUCAAUUCUUUCAGACUUAAAACAAUCCAUUCUGUCUAUCCCUGCUCUAAAUUAUAGAUUAUAAAAAGUCAUUUACCUUGCAUGUACCCAGCAUUCCCUGCAGUCCCCAGGGUUCCUUCCCCCUACUUCCUGGAGCAGGAUUGGUUUAUAGACCACACCUAGGGAUGGACUUUGAAUUGGUUUGUAUUCUGUUGAGUUUUCUAAGUGGAGGGGAAGAGCAGGAGCUUGCUAGAGAAGAGACCUUUUCAUUUAUUAAUAAAGUCCUUUCUUUUCCCUACUUUCUGUAUUUUUAUUAACUACAAUUGGUGACCAAAAGGGACAGAGGACCUUCAGGUAAGUAGGAACAUCCCCCCUCCCAGUUUCCCCAGGCUCCCUACCCUCCUGCCCACACAAAAGGUGGGAAGCCACUUUCUAGCGGCUCCUUUCUCAAUCCAGCUUCCACCCAAUCUCCUACUCUUCAUCCCUCACUCCCUCCUCUUUCCUCCUUCCCACUGUGCAUUUUGAAAUGGAUCUAAGCCCUGGGAGACUAUAUCUCCCAGGACUCUCUGCUGAAACUUCCUUGGAAACAUUCCACUAUCUUUGUGGGAAAUAUCUGAGGGAGAAUAAAAGGAGACAGAAGAGUGGAUUUUGGCACCUUUUCCCCUGAACCUGGGUGGAGAGCUUUGGUCCUUUCGUAGCUGCUAGAGAUCAAACUUUCCUAUACUUUCCCAAACCUAACCUUUCCUAAAAUCCCAAAUAAACCUCCCUGACUUUCUACUGAAUCUAGCUUUGAUUUGAUUUAAACUCCCUAACCUAGCUAAGAAGAAAGCCUAAUCAAUUCCCCUGCUUCCAGUCAAGGGGGAAGGACCCUCAGCCACCUUCCUACCUUCCCUUUUCCUUAUCCUUCCCCUCCUUUUUUCCCUACCACACAACUCUUACUUUUUACUCCUCCUCUUCCUCCAACUCUUCCUGCUUCUCCAGACCCUCUGCUGAAAUCUCCUUUUCAUCAGACCCCCACUGUGCAGAGCUCUUUUUUCCCUGCCAGUUUUUCCAGUUGACCCCUGCCUGCCCCCUCUGUGAGCUCUUCUCAGAUCUGCUCUUCUGCCAUCCUCCUUCCCCUCUUCCUCCACCUCCUCCUUCUCCCUGCAUUAGCAACAAGUGCUUCCCCUACCAGUGCUGGCUACUUUCCCGCCAUUUCCCCCCAAACCCCUCUCUCCCUGCUGCAAGCUCUUGGAGCCUCGCUCCCACCAUUUUCCUCCUCCUUCCUCCAGAGGCUUUCCUCCUCCCUGCUACCACAGCCUCCUUCCCAGCUCAACCCAGAUCCAGAUUUGCCCUGUGUACCCUGGAUCCAGAUCUCCCCUGUGCUCCCCAAAUCCAGAUCUCCCCGGUGUUUGCCAUCUUUCUUUUUUUUUUCCUGCCUACUACCCCCUCAAGCUUCUCACUUGUUCUAGCCCACUUUCACUUCCUUCCCCAGUUGCUACUGUUUCUCUCUUCCUCACUCUCUCUUCCUGCCUUGCCAGGUUAAGUCUGUCCACUCAGGGGCUUGGCUACACCCCCCAUAGUACCCCUCAGACUUCCUCCCAUCUGAGGCCUUCCUUGCUGGCCACCCACACCCAUCACCUGCCAUGGACCCUGCCCAUGCUUAGCACCAGCCAAGCCAUUCCCAGCCCUGGUUCCUGAGCUGCUCCUGACUGCAUCAGCCUAAAGCCAUGAUGGAGAACCUAUGACGUGUGUCAGCACUGACACACGUACCCAUUUUCGAUGACACACAGCAUGUAGCCAUAUACAGAGAAGUAUGGGGUUGCAUGCCAAGAGGGACAUUUCAUCCUUGGCUCCUGCACAGCCAGGUGCAAUAGUUGAGGAUAAAAUAUUUGCUGUAGUGUAGUGUAGAGACACUCUGUGCCUAGAGGUUUGUAGGCCCAAACAAUAGAACUCCGGCCCAGAGCAUCUUGUUCUGGGACUGCCAGUUAGGCCAUUAGGGGAUCAUUGACCUCACUUGGGGUUGACGGAGCAGGGAGCAGUGGGUGGGGACACAUCUUUGGGGGCCCUGUGAUCACCAUUGCCAGCAACCACAUAACAACAGCAACCAUCAUUCAAUCUACUGUUCUGGGGUUUCAUUAUUACUGAGAUAAGUAAGGGGGAGGCUGGGAGAGUUGAGGACCUGUGCUAUGGGUGCUGUUUCCCGCCAUUAGAAAUAUUGGCAGCCAUCUUACUUUACAUAAGGAAUGCAAUCUUGCAGCAUAGUGCAAACUCCAUUUCACUACUAUUUCUGUUGUGGAUCCUUAUUUACCCCCAUUUUUGCUUAUUAACCCUACCCUUUCCUAAAAGACAGUUAUAUGUGCUAUCUUGUGAUCAGUUAGGCUAGUUAACCCCUAUUUGCCUGCAGGGCUAACAGGCUAUCUAUAAUUCUAUCUUGUCACUGUGCCCCGAUGGAGAACCCCAAAAAUGAAAAAAACAAAGUUAAGUAAAGGAAGUGGUAAAAGCAGUAGCUGAUUCUUUCAAGAGACAUGUACUGAGAUAUAUGGCAUUAUAGAAAAAAGUGAUAGAUCAUUUUGUGUAUGAUUCCUAAGCUGGCUCUUGACUUGGCCACGUUGCCUUUGUCCAGGGCAAACUCAUUAACAUAGCAUGAGGAGCCAAACUCAUUUGCAAAGCACGGGUUAGAUUUACACACUCCUCUUUGUUGUUAUCAUUAUCAUUUCAACCAAUGUCAAUCUACUAUGCUUUGUUACGUAUGCAUUGAACACCUCCCAAUCCACAGCUCAAUAAAUGCGGGUGAGGGGUACUGUUCCUUCUCUUGAUUCCUAUUCUCCCGUUGGAUAUUCUUGACUUUUGACUCACUUGAUUCUCUAUUCUCCCUCUUGAUUCCUGCUACCCCAGAGUUCUUCUCCUAUCUCUCCCUAUCUCCAUUCAGGAAUACUUACUUCCACGUGUUCUCUUAUUUCCCAUUUUUCCUGUUAUUAAUUUGCCAGGGAAACAUCACAGGCACACCCACCGCUCCCAUAUCAAUUAACUUGUCUGUGUCUCUUGAUUUAUCACCCAUUUUCUUCAGACUCCUUUCUCCUUCUCAAGUUACAACCCACAAAGGAAAAAUUUUAUGUAGCAACUGCUGGUCAGACUGCUAUACUUCCCUGGUCUCCAGAUGCAAAGGGAGGAUCCCUCACCACCUAUGCCUCAGAAGGAAGAUCCUUCCCCACCUAUUCCUCAGGGGUCGUAAGGGGCUGGUCCCCGACAUCUGGCGCCCAACAUGGGGCCCGAGCGACCACCGGACGACUGAGGAAAAGUUCGGCGCCGAAAUCGAGACUACAGUAACGGGUAGGGAUCGAACAAACGAUCCUGAGGAAGGGUAAGUCGUCCCAUUUAUAUCUCCCUCUCAAACCCCAUUGUGUGAAUGGUCGACUGUAUGUGUGUGUAUUAAUGGCAACGGAAUAACGGUCCCCUUAUAUAUACGAGUAAUAGGGCGCCCUUCGGGGAACCUGGCCGGGGCUUGUACGGCACGCCUACGCUCAAAUAUAAGGGACCCCUCUUUGAUCAAAGAGGAGAGGCCAAUUCGUGGAGAAUUGAUCUCGCGGUUCGACUGCCGUUGACCUGUUUCUGAGUGUUGACCUGGAAGUACUGCGUUUUCGUCCCUGCGCGAGCACGGCGGCCAGGAAACCAGGGAAGUGAGACUUAUGUGUGACUGAAAAUGGGGAAGACACUGUCUAAGGAAGCUCUGUUUAUAAAAGAAUUAAAAGAAAGAAUUAAAGAGCGCAAUGUAGAAGUUAAGAAAAGAGAUCUGUUGCGCUUCUUCUCCUUCAUUGAACAACGUUGCCCGUGGCUCAUUCUCCAUGGCCCUGGCAUUCACCCCCUAACUUGGGAAAAGGUUGGCCGAGACCUUAAUGAUUUCGCACGCUCAGGUCAACCCAUCCCUGAGGAUUUCUUUACCUUUUAUGGCCUGAUUCGGGACAUCCUUAAAGAGGCUGACUCCAGUACACAGGUCUCCCACCUCCUCAGCCUUGCUGAGGACGCUAUUGAAGAAAGUAAAAAACAGACUGAAGAAACCCCUGAAUUAGACAACAUGGACGAAAAAAACAAAACCCCGUCUCUUUUAGACGAACCUAUUAACACCCCCUCGCACUUACCAAAACCACUGCCUCCCUCCCGCAGACCCGCUCUCUAUCCUGUCCUUUACGAUACCAAUACACCAGAGACCCUCAAUCCCGCAUACCAGACUGAACUGGAUGAGGCGGCAGCCGGAUACCGCCCUCCAGAUUUCCUUGAAAACAAGCCCCCUCCCUACAAUCCGCUUUACCCUUCCCCGAUUUUACCAACUCUUCCCAAUACAAAUGACCUAAAGACAGCCACUGCUCAUUUAACUAAGCAAAUCACUGAUCUCAAACAAUUUAUAGACUUACAACAUGAGAUCGGCCACUUAACAAGCCAAUUACAUGACCUUCAGGUCGCCUCCAUGAAACCAAUAUCACACCCGAAAACGUCUAAAGCCAAACACACCAAACCAAAAACACUUCUGGCCUUCCCGGCGGUCACCAGACGUAGGGCCGCCACGGGGACCUCCCCAGAAGGCAUAGAGGAGAGAUUCUUGCAGCCUCCCCCGGAAGAAAUGCCCCAACCCCACCAAAUUUCACCCCCCGCUUCCUCUGAUUCCGAGAGAGAGGAGGGAGACGAAGAGGCAGACAACACCGAUAUGGCCCAGCAUCAUGAGGCUGAUACCUCCGGUGCUGCCCGGCCCCUUGCCCCUGUACUUAAAAAACUUAAAUUCAAACAGAUCAAGGACCUCCAUUCAGCAGUAAAAAACUAUGGCCUCAAUGCUCCCUUUACCCUUUCUAUCUUGGAAGGUCUCGGGGGAGAAGGGCACUUACUCCCCUCAGAAUGGACUAAGGUUAUACAAUCUGUCUUGUCUAGAGGCCAGUUUUUAACCUGGAAGGCAGAGUUUCAGGAAAGAGUAGAGAAUCAGGCAAAAUUAAAUCUUACGAACCCUCAAACAGCCACUUGGACAGCGGACAAACUCAUCGGUCGUGGUCGUUAUGCCUCUGACACCGUGCAGUUGAGAUUGCCUCCUGGUCUACUUAUGCAAACCGCCCACGCCGCCUUAGCCACAUGGCGCGCUGUCCCUGCCUCCGGGGCUAUCACCGCCCCGAUCUCUAAAAUCCUUCAGGGACCUAACGAGCCCUAUGCUCAAUUUGUAGCCAGACUCUUAGAGACAACGGAAAGGGUCUUGGGACAGGACGGCGCCGAUAACCCAGUGGUUAGACACCUGGCCAUUGAAAACGCCAACCCUGCCUGUAAGGCUGCCCUCAGAGGAAAAUCUAGAGAGCUUGAUCUGAACGGCAUGAUCCGCUUAUGUAAUGAUAUUGACUCUUAUGACCACAGAAUUAACAAAUCUAUCUCCUUAGCUAUUGGAGCCGCCAUUCAGGCCACUCAACAGAACGCUCCCCGGAAUUGUUUUAAAUGCGGCAUGCCCGGACAUUUCACUCGAGAAUGUCCAUACAAUCAAGCCACCUCUAUCUCACCUUUUCGCCCUUCAAAUGUGCCUUCGAGGCCGCCCCCAAGCGUCUGCCCAAAAUGUCGGAAAGGACGUCAUUGGGCACGUGACUGCCGCUCCAAAACUACCUUAAAUGGACAAACUGUUCAACCCGUCCAGGGAAACGGGAUGCGGGGCUCCCUCGGGAGCCCCUUCCCCACGCCCUUGUUCGAGCCACAACAGGCAGCGCAGGCUUGGACCUCUGUUCCUCCUCCACCAGAAUAUUAACCCCUGAGGUCAUUUCCACCGGUGUCACUGGUCCGCCACCCCCUGGCAUGUUCUUCUUAAUCAUCGGGAGGGCACUCACUACUCUACAGGGAAUUGUAGUCCACCCCACAUUAGUGGACAAUGACUAUACGGAGAAAUAAAGCUCAUUGUUGAGUCUCCCCAUGGCCCGGUUACUAUCCCUGCUGGUCACCGACUAGCCCAAGCCCUUCCCCUUCCCAUGAUGGGUGACUUCCCUACCAUCGAACAAACAAAGGGCCCUUCAUCUCCAGGAUCAUCAAACAUUUAUUGGGCACAACAAAUUACUGAAUCCCGUCCCACCCUCCAGUUGUCUCUCGACGGGAAGAAAUUUAUCGGGCUACUUGACACCGGGGCCGAUUCCACGGUCAUUUCCCACAAACACUGGCCUUGUGCCUGGCCCCUUCAGCCCUCUACCACUCAUUUGUCCGGCAUAGGGCAAGUCAAUUACACACUUCAGAGUUCAAAGUUCCUUACUUGGAGAGAUGCUGAGGGUAACACCGGCACGACUCGACCCUAUGUAGUCAAAGGGCUCCCUGUUAACCUCUGGGGCAGAGAUAUUCUCGCUCAAAUGCGACUCCUCAUGGUGAGCCCCAGCGACCCUGUCACACAAAUGAUGCUUAAAUCUGGCUUCCUCCCAGGAAAAGGGCUUGGCAAAAAUGAACAGAGCGACCCUCAACCUAUCUCCCUUACACCUAAUAAAGAUAGAGCAGGCUUUGGGUCACAAAAUUUUUCAUAAAGGCCACUGGUCCUCCUGCACCCCAGGCAGAUAAGAUAACUUGGAAGUCUGAUUCCCCUGUCUGGGUCGACCAGUGGCCCCU